Messenger RNA from Dibothriocephalus latus, 333 nucleotides. Lineage: Eukaryota; Metazoa; Platyhelminthes; Cestoda; Diphyllobothriidea; Diphyllobothriidae. The record is from the annotation of a GenBank genome assembly.
AUGUCACUAGAAAUCCACCUUUUAGCAAUCCUCUUCCAAGAGUGCAGUUUCUGCAAACAUACCGUGAUUGCAUUAUGCUGCAUCGUAGUCCUAACAAAUCGUGCUAAGAACCAGAGUGCUUCCAAGCAAUAUCCCUCGGAGACAGUGGGAAUGCUAGACAUGGGUGGAGCUAGCAUGCAGAUUGCGUAUGAGGUUCCUGCCGAGGUAGUUGUCUCAGAUGACCUGAUAAUGAACUUUACUGUUGGCCAGAGGAACACCACGAGCCGGCGAACCUAUCGAGUCUACGUAAUGACCUUCUUGAGCUACGGCACACAUGCUACUAGUAGCCGGUAA